Messenger RNA from Triticum dicoccoides, 2945 nucleotides. RefSeq names its product rab GTPase-activating protein 1-like. Gene Ontology annotation, biological process: regulation of GTPase activity. The coding region runs from base 238 to 2715 and encodes 825 amino acids. The transcript has 18 exons. NCBI's taxonomy places the organism in Eukaryota, Viridiplantae, Streptophyta, Magnoliopsida, Poales, Poaceae. The record is from RefSeq and is a predicted model, not a curated record. Gene Ontology annotation, molecular function: GTPase activator activity; small GTPase binding.
CCCAGUGCAGUCCAGUCCCGUCGCCCCCGUUUCGCACUCGAGUCCCGUUGCAUCUCGUCCCUUUCCGCCCGCUCCGCGCCGCGCAGACACCGGGCCGGGGAGAGGAGGGGGACCAGAUCAAAGCCACCGCCACCGCCACCGCCACCACUGCGUUACUCCCGCCCCACUCCGCUCCGCUCCCCCUCCCCCCGCCGCCGCCGCCGUCUCACGCCGUCGCAGCGCUAGGCGGAGGAGGAGAUGAAGCCCAAGAGCCUCCCGUUCAUCGCCUUCGAGCACAAGCGGGAUGCCUAUGGCUUCGCUGUGCGCCCCCAACACUUGCAGCGUUACAAGGAGUACGCAGGCAUCUACAAGGAGGAGGAGGAGGAGAGAUCCGACAGAUGGAAGAACUUCCUUGAGAGGCGAUCUGAGUCGUCUGGACAUGAUGCGAAGGUUGCACUGUCCGCGGACAAAGUCAAACCUGUAGUUGAGGAGAAUCCUGAGAAUGGAAGUUCUGAGUUGUUGCAUGAGAGGAGUGCACAAGGGACACGUAAGGUUGGAUCAUGGGAGCCAAUUCGGUCAUCCCUGGGCAACAUCGAGCAGGUGAUGGGUCUGCGUGUUGAGAAGAAGUAUUUAUCUGCUGGCAGGCUGCAGUCAAAGGAAUCCACCCAUCUUGUGACAGUUGAAGAGAGCAAGGUGUCAGCGGACUCAGAUGACGAGUUCUAUGACGCAGAUAAGGUUGACCCUAGCCAAGAAGUGCAGUCAGGUGAUGUGAAUGCUGAAAUUGGCAACACCAAUCAAGAAGAAACUUAUUCUUUGAAGGAAGAGUUGGAGUGUCUUGUCCAUGGUGGACUGCCGAUGGCUUUGAGAGGAGAGCUGUGGCAAGCUUUUGUUGGUGUUGGAGCUCGCAGAGUAGAAGGGUAUUAUGGUAGUCUGCUUGCUUCUGAAGGUGAAUUAGAAGAUGGCGGCUGUUCAGAUUCUUUGGCCUCAGAAGGAGUUGAUGAAAGACCUGAAGUAUUGUCAGCAUUUUCUGCCGAAGAAAAGUGUAAAGGGCAAAUAGAGAAGGACUUGCCCAGAACUUUUCCAGGUCAUCCUGCUUUAGAUGAUGUUGGAAGAAAUGCCUUGAGACGCUUGCUUCUGGCUUAUGCUAGACACAAUCCAACAGUUGGUUACUGUCAGGCAAUGAACUUCUUUGCUGGUCUCUUACUUCUAUUGAUGCCAGAAGAGAACGCAUUUUGGACAUUGGCAGGAAUUAUUGAUGACUACUUUGAUGGGUACUUUUCUGAAGAAAUGAUGGAGUCCCAGGUGGAUCAGCUUGUUUUAGAGGAGCUAGUCCGUGAGAAAUUCCCGAAAUUAGCAAAUCACUUGGACUACCUCGGUGUUGAAGUUGCAUGGGUUACUGGACCAUGGUUCCUAUCCAUUUUCACCAAUGUACUUCCGUGGGAAAGUGUCCUCCGUGUAUGGGAUGUGCUUCUGUUUGAUGGGAAUCGUGUGAUGCUAUUCCGGACAGCCCUUGCACUCCUGGAGUUUUAUGGCCCUGCACUUGUGACUACAAAAGAUGCUGGUGACGCAGUUACCCUUUUGCAGUCUUUAGCUGGGUCUACUUUUGACAGCAGCCAGCUUGUCCUGACAGCUCGCAUGGGAUAUCAGUCUGUAAAUGAAACAGGAUUGCAAGAUCUGAGGAACAAACACCGACCAUCUGUUAUAUUAUCCAUGGAAGAAAGGGCAAAAGGUCUAGGUGUCUGCAAGGAGAGCGGACUUGCAUCAAAGCUCUAUAAUUUCAAACGCGAGCCUGAACCGCUGGUGUCAAUAAAUGAUUCUGCAGACCAAAUGAGUGAUGUUGCAGACGGAGAUGUCAACCCAGAGGGUGAUUCUGGAGACAUCGAUGAUAUGUAUGGUGCCCUGACAGUCAAUUCUGAGAUUGAUUCGAUGCCGGAUCCGAAGGACCAGGUCACCUGGCUGAAGUUUGAGUUAUGCCGAUUGCUAGAGGAGAGAAGAUCAGCUGUUCUCAGAGCUGAUGAGCUAGAGACAGCAUUGAUGGAAAUGGUAAAGCAAGAUAAUAGACGCCAAUUAAGUGCAAAGGCUGAGCAAUUGGAACACGAAUUAUCUGAACUAAAGCAGGCCCUAUCAGACAAGCAGGAACAGGAGCAAGCAAUGUUUCAGCUGGUGAUGCGUGUGGAACAAGAACUGAAAUUUGCAGAAGAAGCACGCAUCUCUGCAGAGCAGGAUGCUGCUGCUCAGAGAUACGCUGCUAAUGUGCUGCAGGAGAAGUAUGAGGAAGCUAUGGCAUCGCUUGCCCAAAUGGAGAACAGAGCUGUAAUGGCAGAAACAAUGUUGGAGGCCACACUGCAAUACCAAUCUAGCCAGCAGAAAGCACUUUCCCCUUUGCCUUCUCCAAGAGCAUCUGCACAAGAUGAUUCAUUCCAGGAGCCUCAGUCCAGAAGAAUAAACUUACUUGGACCAUUUUCACUGAGUUGGCGGGAUAAGAACAAGGGAAAACAGAACAAUGCUAGUGACUGCACAGAUGCCAAGGUUACAGAUGCUUAUGAUCACAGGGAAGAAGAACCGAAAAUAGAUGAUGGGAAACAUGGAGAAACACAAAAACCAGAUGGUGAAUGGACAGUAGAAUCACCCAAAGGAAACGACAAGGCGGAGUCGCUGAAGAAAGACAGAGUCCAUAUAAUCACAAAUGAUAUGAACGGGAGGCAUGGACAGUUGCAAGAAAUACAAUUGGAUUGAUAGUUACAAGCUCAUCCUUUACAGUACAUGUUCACCACUGUGGUGUAGGUUGUUGCUGAGGCAACACUGGAUGGCUUCAAGUUUUGAACAACCAUGUAUUCUUUCUCUGCCAUUUAGAGGUUUUUUUGUUUCAUUACUGCUGUGUAGUUGUAUAGGUUCCUAAUUCGCUCUAUUAUUACUUGAGAAAAGAAAUUGGCAAGUUAUAUGGCUGUCCAUUAGUUGUCACCUUC